CAAAAUCCAGACAGCAUGCUGCGUGGCACAGGAAUGAAGACAAAUCCUGACCAAAAGAAACAAGCAAAUGGAGUAACACUCGCUCCAGAGGACACCUUACCUUUUCUUAAGUGCUACUGCUCAGGACAUUGUCCAGAUGAUGCUAUUAAUAACACGUGCAUAACUAAUGGGCACUGCUUUGCUAUCAUUGAGGAAGAUGAACAUGGAGAACCCACACUUGCUUCUGGCUGCAUGAAGUAUGAAGGUUCAGACUUCCAGUGCAAGGAUUCACCUAAAGCACAAUUACGUCGAACAAUUGAGUGCUGUCGGACUGAUUUCUGCAAUCAGGAUUUACAGCCAACAUUACCACCACUUGAUAGUACAGAUGGACUUUUUGAUGGCAGCAUCCGUUGGAUGGCAGUGUUGAUUUCUAUGGCAGUCUGCAUAAUUGUCAUGAUCAUCUUAUUUAGCUGCUUUUGCUACAAGCAUUACUGUAAGUCGAUGGCAAAGAGGCACUGUUAUAAUCGUGACCUGGAACAAGAUGAAGCAUUUAUUCCAGCUGGGGAGUCAUUAAAAGACCUUAUUGACCAGUCACAGAGUUCUGGGAGUGGAUCAGGACUUCCAUUGUUGGUUCAGCGCACCAUUGCCAAACAAAUUCAGAUGGUGAGGCAGGUUGGAAAAGGACGAUAUGGUGAAGUGUGGAUGGGCAAAUGGAGGGGUGAAAAAGUUGCAGUGAAAGUGUUUUUCACCACAGAAGAAGCCAGUUGGUUCCGAGAAACAGAGAUUUACCAAACUGUUUUAAUGCGUCAUGAAAACAUCCUUGGUUUCAUAGCUGCAGAUAUUAAAGGCACUGGCUCCUGGACACAGCUUUACUUGAUUACAGAUUAUCAUGAAAAUGGAUCAUUGUAUGAUUUCCUGAAAUGCACUACGCUAGACAACAGGGCUCUCCUCAAACUGGCGUAUUCUGCUGCAUGUGGUCUGUGCCAUCUGCACACAGAGAUUUAUGGGACACAAGGCAAGCCUGCUAUUGCACACAGGGACCUGAAGAGUAAAAACAUCUUGAUAAAGAAAAAUGGAACCUGCUGCAUUGCUGACUUGGGUCUGGCAGUCAAGUUUAACAGUGACACAAACGAAGUCGAUGUUCCCUUGAAUACCAGAGUGGGAACAAAACGUUACAUGGCUCCAGAGGUCCUAGAUGAAAGCCUGAAUAAAAACCAUUUCCAGCCGUACAUCAUGGCUGACAUCUACAGUUUUGGGCUAAUCAUUUGGGAAAUGGCUCGGCGCUGCGUCACAGGAGGUAUUGUUGAAGAGUAUCAGUUGCCAUAUUAUGACAUGGUGCCAAGUGAUCCAUCUUAUGAGGACAUGAGAGAAGUGGUGUGUGUCAAACGCCUACGCCCAGUAGUAUCGAACAGAUGGAAUAGUGAUGAAUGUUUAAGAGCAAUAUUGAAAUUAAUGUCUGAAUGCUGGGCUCAUAAUCCUGCCUCAAGGCUCACUGCCUUGAGGAUCAAGAAGACACUUGCCAAGAUGGUGGAAUCACAAGAUGUAAAGAUUUGACAUAGUAAAUUGACAUUGGAGAGCAAAGCUGAACUCCUAGAUCUUUUCACUCAAACGUGGGUGAGACCUAUGUGGAAAGAGGAAAUAACUGAGAUUCAGUAUAUUUUCUCAGCACACUUUACAGGCUGCUAAUCAAAUCUUUCAGUACUUCGUAGACUGUGAUACUGAGAGCCUCUGUACACUACAUGCUACGUAUAUGGACAGCCUUGAUAAAAAAAUACACAUUUUGGUUUUGUUUGAGCUGCAUUGAGACUUCAGUCAUACUUAGUCUC
Molecule: messenger RNA, 1805 nt
Organism: Eurypyga helias (sunbittern)
Lineage: Eukaryota; Metazoa; Chordata; Aves; Eurypygiformes; Eurypygidae
Gene: BMPR1A
Product: bone morphogenetic protein receptor, type IA
Exons: 10
Biological process (GO): protein phosphorylation; dorsal/ventral pattern formation; BMP signaling pathway
Cellular component (GO): signaling receptor complex; plasma membrane
Molecular function (GO): SMAD binding; transforming growth factor beta receptor activity, type I; ATP binding
Source: RefSeq, a predicted model, not a curated record